Molecule: messenger RNA, 2760 nt
Organism: Neodiprion virginianus
Lineage: Eukaryota; Metazoa; Arthropoda; Insecta; Hymenoptera; Diprionidae
Product: serine/threonine-protein kinase 16
Exons: 5
Coding region: 383-1204 (273 amino acids)
Biological process (GO): protein phosphorylation
Cellular component (GO): cytoplasm; Golgi apparatus
Molecular function (GO): protein serine/threonine kinase activity; ATP binding
Source: RefSeq, a predicted model, not a curated record
AAAUCGGCGAAGUACUUCCGGUGAUUUUUUUCUGAGAUAACCAAAUACCAUAAACUAACUCUAACACAGAUAGGGAAACUAAUAAGAAAGUUGUGUCACGCUUUUUGGCACGCAUGACGUUAUGACUGAAUUAACCAUAGGCAUUUAUCGGCCGACGAUAUACACAUGCGUUAAUCAGCUGUGCCGGCACUACGGCUUGCGUACUAACCUGCUACUGCUGUAGGUAGCGCUAGGCUGCUACCUGGUUGCUACUCAAAGACUCCUUUCUGCUUGUGACAGCGAAAUCUGUGUAAGCAUCUGGCGCUUUGAAAGUGGUUACCCAAUGAUUAAAUAUUAUUAUUUAUUUGAAAUUUGAUUCUGUGAUAAUUAUGUAUCGUUAAAAAUGAACAGUCUUGGUUUGAGUUUGAUUUUAAAAAUGGGGUGCAUUUGCGCCAAGGAAACAUUCACUGUUAAUGGGAGGAAAUACACUGUGCGUGAACAUCUUGGAGAAGGAGGAUUCAGUACCGUCUCUUUGGUCGAGGAUUCUCUUACGCAUAAAAAAUAUGCCGUCAAGAAGAUUGUCUGCCACGGACCGGAGGACCAAAGAUUGGCCUUGAAAGAAAUAGAAUACCAUACAAUUAUAAAACACCCAAAUGUCAUAGAAUGCAUUGAUUCAACACACAAAGGCACUGCUGAUCCAGUAGUUAAUGCUACUAGUGAAGUGCUGCUCAUUUUACCCUAUUAUCAUAAAGGCACUUUGGCCAACGAAUUGGAGCGGCGAGGAAAAUCAUCCGACUACAUGAAUCCUAACGAAAUUCUUGAGAUAUUUUUACAAAUAUGUGACGGAGUCAAGGCGUUCCAUGAAGCUAAGCCCGAGCCUUUAGCGCACAGGGAUUUGAAAACUGCAAACAUUGUUCUUGGCGAAGGGCUUACCCCAGUGAUUAUGGAUUUGGGAUCAGUAGCACAAGCCCGGAUCAAAGUAUGCGGAGCACAUACGGCGCAAACAUUACAGGACGUUGCCGCUGAAAGGUGCUCGAUGCCUUAUAGAGCACCAGAAUUAUUUAAUGUAGACAGUUACUGUAUGAUUGAUGAGAGGACGGAUAUUUGGGAUAUUCAGCAAUUAAUUCUUUCGAUGUUGAAAGCUAAUCCAAUGGAAAGACCUUACAUCUAUAGCGUUAUUGAACACGCACACGACGUUUUGGCAAAACUAGAGGGCAGGGUCUAAUCCUUAUCGAAGACUAUGCCAACUAAUUUUCCUGUAAAUGAUUGCAAUGACGAUGGAUUACUUGGAUAUUUUCCUAAAAAGAAUAACGAAAAUUAAAAUUUUCAAAUUCGGUAAAGACUAAACGACCAUCCAGGAUAUCUUAUUCCAACAACGUUGGACAGUAACCAAGAAUUGAUCAAACUGACGAUUCAGUUACGGAUAUUCAUUCAGUACGGUGCAAUUCAUGCCUGAGAUGAAUGAAUGUACUAUAAAUAUCAUUAAGAAUGUUAUUCCUGUUCAUGAUCACAGAGCGAUGAAACUGUCGGAGAGUUAAAUCAAUUAUUGAACGGAAAAUAUUUUUUCACAAAAUCGAAAAAAUAAGAUUGGUUAAUGUAGUACACACAUUCCAUGCUGUAAGAUUUAUUGAGCGAUAUAUAUUAUGUAAUAUAAUAUAAUUGAUAAACAUAUUUUAAUAUAUAAUUCCGAGAAAAAAAAAUAUCAUUCUUUGAAGCAAUUUACAAUUAGCGUCCUUUCGCCAGUUUAAUUUAUAACGGGUGAAAGAUCAUCAGACAUUUUAGAAACUGUACGUGUAAGUUCAGUUAUCGUGGAAGCUUAAAGCAUAUACUAUAGGAGGUAGCCGCGCAUGUACAAAAAGUGUGGCGGAGGGGUAAGGGAGAGAGAUGCCAUUAUAAACUGUUUCUCUCGCUCUGUACCUGAUUCGUCGAUACGUUUCCUCUCAGCCAUUCAAAUGCAAAGUGAGAGAGACAGAGUAUUCCUAGUAUAUAUCUCCUUCUCUCAUCACUUCGGUUUCAAUUUUCGCUAGGUAGACGCAGCCCCCUGACACACGCUGCUAAAAGUGGUUCGCAAAAUGUCCCUCGAUUCUGCCGCCAAUUUCCACUACUAGUAGCGCUAGUAGUUACCUGACGAGCUUGCGCGCGGUCAGCAAGGGCAGCGAGCGUGUCAGAAGUCAACUAGCGCAGGGUAGAGGAACUAAAAAACUGGGACAAAACGCGUACAAUUUUUUAGUAUACGAGCAGUGGUGGGUGUCAGGGGGCUGGGUUGACGGCAUGGGUGGCAGCUACCUAUAGUAGUAUCUGAGGAUGAAAGUCUCCAAACGCUGCGUAAUAGUUAGACAAAGUUCGAUAAGUCAAGCAUUUUCGAUCUUAAGAAGUCUACUAUCUUGUUUGGCAGUUAGUCAAUGACGGUGUCAUGGAGACUAGAGGUAAGGAUCCGAACGCAAUGCUAGCAAAAUGACUGUGAAAGUGAUGAACGAUCCGCGGGAUGUACCUGCCUGGCAGCGCUACCACUGCGGGCUCCGUCAGCGCGGUGAUCAUGAAGCCUAGAGUAUAGAGGCCGAACGCCUAUAGGAAAAGUAUUGUUACAAAGGGUGAAAUCACCCGUUUUGCCCACUUUUAAUGAUCUAGUAGUCAUCAUAGAUAAAAGACGUUUAUAAACCUCUUAUGUCUUUAAAAAGAAUAAGGUUGCUGCGUCAACCAACAUUAUUGUAAAAACAGUCUUGUUUCAGACUUGAAACCAGAAACAUGUACCCUGCAAUUAAAGCUUUUUCACGACAUGUA